GUUGUUCCUUUAUGAUUAUUCCAUAUUUGACUUUUUGCAAGAGACUAUACAUGGUUUCAUGAAGGAAAAAAAUAGUAAUAAUUCCUAUGAUUCUGACUACUUUAGCUUAUUCCAAUGUAAUUGGUAAAUACUUCAUGUUACUCUGUUAAUUAUUUCCUUUUCCAAUAUAAAUUUUUAGUUGAUAAAUUUGUUAUUGGCUUGUACACGAUAAGAUAUGUAAAAAAGGGAGUUGACUGGAUACAAAUCCGAUGAGUUUCCAUCGUAAAAUCAAUUGGUAUUAGGAGGAGUAGCCCAUCAAGUAUAUAUGUUAGUCCACCUCUCUUUAAUUUUUCGACAUAAAAUCACAUGUGGGUUUUUUCAUAUGGGUAACCGCUGCAACUCUCCAUUAAACUGCACAAUUUAUUACAGUAUAUGAUAGGACAUAUUAUUCUAGCUGGACUUAUUGUUAAAGAUGGUAAUGGUCAAAUAGUCAUCCUUUUAUCUUGUUAUAAGAAUUAGAUUCCCCAUGUUACUCUAUUAAUGUAUAAACCAAGGAACACUCUUGAGCUAUGGAUUUCUAAAGGAUAUUGAUAGAGAAUAUAACAUAUCAGAUGCUAUAAACAUCAAAUCAAGUUUUGGUUGAGUUGGUCUCUUGACAUGGAAUCAGAUAUCAACUUAUCGGAAGUUUACGAGUUUGAAUUUCUUCUACCCUUCAUUACGAGUGGAAUUUUUAGCAUCGGGUAUAAGAAGGGUGCAUACUGCAUCCACACGAAUCUAAGAGCAAUCAAAGCUUCAUCAUCACAUGGGUCGUUAGCCUUCAUCACAUAGCUGCUGCAUGCUUAUGUCACCAUUGCCAUGUGUCAGCUUGCGAUUCGCCAACCACCAAACUCAAACCAUGCAAUUCACCAAGUCACAUUGCACCUGGCAAAUCUGAGAGUAUAAAAAAUGACUCACAUGCAAUGAAACUCAUAUUAACUGUAAAAUUAGUCAUAACUCAUAUCCAUAUAUUAAUACAAUUGUCAUUAACUUGAUGCGUGUGGCCCGCCUUAGGUAUGGUUUGGGGAAUUAGAUGUAUGCAAGCUAAGGCUUUUACUAAUAAUAAUGUUUGAAUCCGAUUAACCCUGUAUUAUGGAAUAUAAAUGAGGCCACUCCGUUACAUAAUAUCAUUUUAUAACGGUUUUUGAGCUUAUCGAUCUGCUGAACCCUGUUAUGUUACCUUUGAUUUAUAUGGAGUAACAACCAUUAUAAGUUGUUAUUCUAACAUGUUACCCAUUAAUAUUUUGAAAUCAAGUAACUAUAAAUCAUUUUUUUUACACUAAUUUUUAAAUGAGACGGUCUCACGGUGAGACCAUCUUUAUUGUGCUGGCCCAAUACAUAUUUUUUGCUUUAUAAGUUAAAGUGAUCACUUACAAUUUUAAAAUAAUUAUUUUUUAUAGUCUUAGAGUGAUUACUUAUAACCUUAAAAUGAUCACUUACGAUAUUAAAGUAAUCAAUUAAAGAAAUGGGCUAAUUAUAUGGGCCCGUCUCAUAGUGAGACGAUCUCAUACAAGACGGACUAUAUUUUCUAUACUCUAUUGUAAAUGAUUUAAUGAGUCAGUUUACUAUAGUCAGUUAUAUUCUAAAACCAAAGAACUAUACGUAACUAUGUAGUGUUAUAAAAUACUAAACUUUGAUGACUUUUCCCUGCACCAUUGCAACGAAAGAGAAUCUACACAAAUAAAGCAUAACAGAAUAACCUUGUAAAAGACAAAUACUUUCUUAUUAAAGAAACUGAUGUGAUAUCUUCAAUGUGAGCAUGCUCUUUCCUUUCUACUUAUAUUAUGUGCUUCUAUACUGCACGUACCUGAGUAACUCAAUAUACUUGAGCUUUGUUGUAGUAGGGAAAAAAACAAUGAUAGCAGGAUUUCAGAAGUGGAAGCCUGUUGUUGUAAUACUUUCUGUUUACUUUGUGAUGGCCUGUUUGAACCUUCUAUUUAAGAAGAUUCUUGAUGAGGGAAUUAAUCACUUAGUUAUAGUCACAUACCGACUGGCAACUGCUGCGGUUUUUUUGAUGCCUUUUGUAUAUUUCUGUGAAAGGAAAAGGGGUGUCAAUGUGCAGCUCACAACAACAAUCUUGUGCUAUCUUUUCCUUAGUGCCUUGAUUGGGGCAACACUCACCCAAUACCUGGUUCUUAUCGGGAUUCAGUGCACAUCAGCAGCCUUUGCAAGUGCCUUCGUUAACUUGACUCCUGUGUUCACCUUCCUUUUGGCUUUACCAAUAAGGCAGGAAAGUGUGAACUUGAGACGCACAGGCGGGAAAGCCAAAGUGUUAGGCUCGCUUAUUUGCACAGGCGGAGUUUUAGUACUGAUCUUGUACAGAGGGAUGCCGCUCACCAAAAUAACUUAUACGGAGAAGUUUUCUCGCGAUGUUAGUAAUAACUUGAGUUUAGUUGCUAUGAGUGGGGACAAGCAAAAAUGGAUCGUUGGGUCGGUUUUCCUUGUGCUAAGCAUUAUGUGUUGGUCGUGUUGGUUUCUGAUACAAUCAAAAAUCGGCAAGAUCUACUCAUGCAAGUAUUCGAGUACUGCUAUGAUGUGCGCUAUUGGUGCUGUUCAGACCGCAAUCUUAUGCUUUUUAACCAAUCGAAACUAUUCCAUAUGGAUCUUCAGAGGAACCCUGCCGAUCUUUACAGUGCUAUUCGCUGGGGUAUUUGGAUCGGGACUAUGCUAUGUUGGGAUGUCAUGGUGUGUUGAACAGAAGGGCCCGGUUUUCACAUCUGCAUUCAGCCCUUCCUUACAGAUUUUUGUUGCGAUUAUGGAUGUAGCUUUCUUUCAUGAACAAAUAUACCUUGGAAGUGUCAUAGGAGCAAUCUUGGUUAUUUGUGGUCUUUAUAUUCUUCUGUGGGGUAAAAGCAAAGAGACAUCUAAUAAUAGUAGCUUCAACAAGCCAGCUGAGGCAGUACAUUGCACUGGAAUCUCUACUAAUGCAAUUGAUAUUCCUCAUGUCACCAAUUCAAGAUGUCCCUCUUAGUUCAUUUUGAAGCAUAUGUAAAGAUAAUGACCUCAAAACAAAAACACUAUGUAAUGGGCUACUCUUGUGACUUGUGAAAGACUGUCUCUCGAUAAGACGACCUCAAAUAAAAAGCUUAUAUUCUCAUAAUAUGUAUUAGAUGGGCUGUAUCUCUUGGUGACGAGAUUGUCUCAUAACAAUUUGUGAUAUGUAAUUAUGCCUAAUUGAUUCUAGUAAUAAAGAGAGAAUUAUUGUUUGUUUUCGG
This is a messenger RNA of Amaranthus tricolor (Joseph's coat), 3230 nucleotides long. Its product is annotated as WAT1-related protein At3g30340-like. Gene Ontology annotation, molecular function: transmembrane transporter activity. NCBI's taxonomy places the organism in Eukaryota, Viridiplantae, Streptophyta, Magnoliopsida, Caryophyllales, Amaranthaceae. Gene Ontology annotation, cellular component: plasma membrane. The record is from RefSeq and is a predicted model, not a curated record. The coding region runs from base 1775 to 2986 and encodes 403 amino acids. The transcript has 6 exons.